Molecule: messenger RNA, 534 nt
Organism: Drosophila grimshawi
Lineage: Eukaryota; Metazoa; Arthropoda; Insecta; Diptera; Drosophilidae
Exons: 3
Coding region: 1-534 (177 amino acids)
Source: RefSeq, a predicted model, not a curated record
AUGUUGGAGUACGAUCUUAGUAAUCUACCUUUAAAGUUUGGUAACAUCAAGUGGGCAGUGACCAGCUUCAAGCUGUUCAAAUCUCCAGGCCCAGAUCAAAUAAGCUCAGUCCAACUACAAAAGGCGGGAAAUACAACCCUAAACUGGCUACAUGAGAUCUUCGGGAAGAUUCUGAAGACUGGUCGCAUCCCACCGACAUGGUUCCAGUCAAAAAUAACCUUCAUACCCAAAGCUGGGAAGCCAUCGCACACCAGCGCCAAAGAUUUCAGACCCAUCAGUGUGUCAUCUUUCAUGCUAAAGACCCUGGAACGACUUAUAAGUCUCCAUCUCAAAGCAUCCAUUGACCCCAGGCUUAUGUCGGAGUCCCAACAUGCUUACAGGAAGGGCAGAUCCACAGAUACUGCCCUUCACACUUUACUCCAUAAGGAGUACACCCUAAUAGCGUUCCUCGACAUUGAGGGCGCCUUUAACAACGUCACUCCGGCAGCCAUAACUGGAGCUCUGCUGAGACUGGGGAUUGAUACCGGUUCGUAA